Molecule: messenger RNA, 2153 nt
Organism: Leptidea sinapis
Lineage: Eukaryota; Metazoa; Arthropoda; Insecta; Lepidoptera; Pieridae
Product: dentin sialophosphoprotein-like
Exons: 4
Coding region: 26-2029 (667 amino acids)
Source: RefSeq, a predicted model, not a curated record
UAUUUCGUGGUCAAGUUUACAAGCAAUGCGUUACUUAAUUUUGUUGUUUACUUUUGGAAGUCUUAUUAUAAAUAACACAAGCAAACCGAUUAAAACAGCAGAAACUGAAAGUGAGUUAGAUGAUUCUGAAUACGAGGGAGUAGAGAACUCUGGUGCUAACGAUGAUGUACGCGAAGACCAGGUUCAAGAGUACGAGAAAGGUAAUGAAAAGAAGAAUUCGUUUCGCUCAAAAACAGUUGAUAUGGACGAGAAUAAUCCAUCUGAUUAUAAAGUAGACGUCGAAGAAAAGUCUGAUGAGGAAGAAGGAGUCGAUGAAGAAAACGCACCUCAUCGAAGUAAUUCAAAUCAAAAUUUGGGAAAUAAUGAAGAACGUGAGGAUCAUGAGGAUGUGAAACAAGUAGAUCCUAAUACUCGUUCUUAUAAAGACAACAACUUACGAACUGAUGACAAUAUUGGUAAUCAUGCAAGAUCUGAUUCGUCUUUUAAUACAAACGAAUUUGGGGGGUUCGUUUUGGAAAAUAAUCAAAUUAAAGACCAAGAUGAACUUGUUCAUAAUAAUGGCCGUAAAGCGCCAGAACAUUAUCCAGCAUUAAGAAAUUACUACAACAAAGUUAAUAUGUUACGAAAACGGCCGCUUCAUUUUUCUAAUUCAAAUAGAGACAGGCGGCAAAUACCGAACCAAAACAAUGAUUAUAGUGCAACUGAUAGCAACAUAGCAGACAAAAAGGAUCAAUUAGAAAAUAUAAAUGACGAUAGUGAAGCUAUUAAAAGAAAUAUUAAGAAACUCUCAAGAGAAGAUCUUGAAAAUCUACUCAGUUCCCUGUCAGAUGACAAGAAAGUUUUGUUAAAAAAAAUAAUAGACAACAAAUUAGAAAGUGUAAGUAAGAGAGACAUAACAAAAAAAUCUGGAGCUGUUGAGGAGAACAAUGGCUUAGAGAGUUCCAAUUCUAUGGGAUCUAACGCUGGAUCAGUUUCUCCGAGCACUGUGUUAGCGGAUACUACUAAAACGGAAAGUAAUGAAGUUUCUAGUGCAAAGAAUUCUGACAACGAUAACAGUUCCACUAAAUCUGAUUCGAAAGAUGAAAUUAAAGAUAUGAAUGAACUAGUCAAACCGGAGUCAGAAGACCCAGCCGAGCAAACUAAUUCAAACUCAGAAUUAAAAGAAAAUAACCCAGAAGAAGAUGAGUUUUCGAAGAAUGAAAACAAGCGAGAAAUAAAUUCUGAUCAAGACGAUGGACAUGCAGAUAUUACUGAUGCACAGAGAGUUGACUCAAUCAAGGACUUGCCACAAGAUAACGAAGCUACAUGUGUAAAAGACGACUAUUGGUCGGAGCUAUUAAAAGAUGAAUCUCAAUUUCAUAACACAAACAAAAGGGAAACUGACUUAAAAUCGUUAGAAGAGUCAUUUUCUAAUUCUAAUUCGAUACUUUAUAAGGAAAUGCCAUUAGUGAGAGUAAAAAGAACAAAUAGCGCUUUAAAGAGGAAAUCUAAUCACAGUGGCAAUAUGAAAGUGCCAUAUUUUCCCGAAGCAGCAAAUGAUGAAGCUGAUGAAAAUGAAAAAAGUGAAUUUGACGAUAGCGGAAUAUAUGAUCAAUCUUUCAACUAUGAUAAAAUUACAAAAGGCAGAAAUCUACAAGAGCGCAUAGAUGUUGAUAAUGACCACUGUAAUAAUAACAAUUUGAAGUCUUCCAAGUAUAUCAAAAUAAAGCCAAGUAUCGAUCCUGCCAACUUAGGUUCUGAUACAGAUAAUAUUCUGUCUAAUGUUGAAGGUGUCGAUGACAACUCAAUGUAUAAUGGCCGCCUCAGGAACAAACGCACGAAAAACAUUAACGAUGAACGUAAUAUAGAAAAUAAUGAAAUGCCACCAAAUAACGUCGAGACGGUCAAUUCUGAUGAUAAGAACAAUGAUUUGUCAGAUCAGCCAAAUGAUAAAUAUCAAGAGAUUGAUGCAUUUGGGCCCAUAUCUCGUGAUUCAAACGAAGAUGUUUCCCGCUACAAAAGGAUAAGACGCUUGAAACUUUCGGGGUAGUAUUAGUAGUAGGGUUCCCUAUAUAUCCUUUUUGCUAAGCUCUGCGAUUUAGUUGUUUAAUGUUUUUAGUUUGUAUUUUAUGUUUUAGCUCUAUUUAAGUUGAAAUAUAGGUGUUAUAUCUGUA